AUCUAAGCUCUUUCUGGUGCACAGCUGACACCAAGUAUUCAUUGGAGCAAUCGUUGUAUUGUACGAUUGAUCCUAUUCGUUAUAGAGAAAUCUUCGAUCGCUUUAAUGCUGGGAAAGGAACAGCUCAUAAACUAUUUUUCAAAACCAUCAAGACAAUAUGCAGCCUCAAAACCGAAAUUGCUUGGCCGAGCAUUAUUCAGCAGCAGAACUUAAUGGAAAGUUUUCAAACAAUUAAGACGAACUGUUUUCCAUUCUUUAUUGAAUGCAUGGACGGGAUUCACUAUCAGAUUAACACUCCAAAGAAUGACGCUAUAAGCUAUUAUGGCCGUAAGGGAAAGCAUUCAAUAAUCAUGCAGGCUAUAUGCACAAGUAAGCUUCGUUUCUUAGACGUAUUUAUCGGGUUUCCUGGAAGCUGCCACGACGCUAACGUUUGGAGCAAUAGUCCAAUUUACAAAGACAUUACAACUGGUCAGGUUGAAUUUGUAAGUGGUGCUAUAAUUUUAGCUGAUUCCGCUUAUCCACUGUCUAAAUAUUUAAUGGUACCAUAUAGAGAUAACGGGCACCUCACUACUGCUAACAAAAAGUUUAAUUAUCACCUUAGUUCUACCCGAGUUUUAAUAGAGCAAGCAUUUGGCAUUUUAAACCAUAAAUUCAAAAUACUUAAUCAUAUUGAUAUAAGGCGUUUUUCAAUAGGUGCGCUUCAACUUUUUUCCGAUAGGGAGGCCGAACGACGCAAUAUGUUUUAUUUUUCGCUUGUCAUUUGAAAACUUCAUUAGUAUACAUUUCAUCAUGGAACGCUACACACUUGAGCAACGAUUGCAAAUCUUGCAAAUUUUUUAUGAAAAUAAUCGUUCUGUUGCUGCUACUUUAAUUCAGAUUCAUCAUCUUCAGUGAUGAAGCUCACUUUUGGCUCAAUGGCUUUGUCAACAAGCAAAAUAUGCGUUACUGGAAAUCGAUACCGCGACAUAAUAAACGAUUAUUUUUGGCCGCAAUUGAAUGGUAUGGACUUAGAUGACAUGUGGUUUCAACAGGACGGGGCCAUAAGCCACACAGCACACGCUACAUUGAUUUGUUGAAGAGUAAGUUCGAUGAGCGCAUUAUUUCCAGAAAUGGCCCGGUCGAAUGGCCGCCGCGCUCGUGUGAUUUGACGCCUCUAGACUAUUUUCUUUGGGGUUAUGUGAAGUCAUUGGUCUACAGCAGUGGUCGCCAACCUUUUCAAUGUGUUGAGCUACUUUCAAGAUUUUGAAAUAAACAGCGAGCUACUUGCACAAGCCAACAUAAAUUAAA
Anastrepha ludens (Mexican fruit fly) is the source of this 1287-nucleotide messenger RNA. Its product is annotated as putative nuclease HARBI1. The record is from RefSeq and is a predicted model, not a curated record. The transcript has 2 exons. The coding region runs from base 213 to 764 and encodes 183 amino acids. Lineage: Eukaryota; Metazoa; Arthropoda; Insecta; Diptera; Tephritidae.